Messenger RNA from Megachile rotundata (alfalfa leafcutting bee), 6645 nucleotides. It is a transcript of the gene Frl, whose product is annotated as formin-like protein. Gene Ontology annotation, molecular function: small GTPase binding; actin filament binding. Gene Ontology annotation, biological process: regulation of cell shape; cell migration; cortical actin cytoskeleton organization. The record is from RefSeq and is a predicted model, not a curated record. Lineage: Eukaryota; Metazoa; Arthropoda; Insecta; Hymenoptera; Megachilidae. Gene Ontology annotation, cellular component: cytosol.
UGGAAUGCCUCUUGGAAAAGAACUUUCAUAGAGAGAAAAAGCCAUGAUCAACGUCUUUUGCAUCGAAGGUUACGGUUAUAUCGUGAAACAAAUGGUUUAAAAAGUGCUGACGCCAAUUAUGUUUGUAACAGAUGUAAUUACGGUGAGAAGUUUUUAGUGAGCCCUCCAAAAGUGUCUGCUCGAAAUAAACGUAAAUUCUACCAUUUUUAACUCGACAAUGUCAUGGUUCAGCUGCCGGAUAACUGCAAAUUAAAUGCCGUGAAAACCAUCCAUGGAAUUGUAGUUAGAAUUUCGAAAUUAACUCCACGACUCUAUCCUUUAAUUUAACAAUUAAUUAGUUAUUUACACUACACGUCUUGUACUGUUCGCUUUUCAAAUUCUCUUCGCCACGUGCUAACCGACGCUUACCGGCAACCGGCCCACGCGCCGUAAAUUAUCGAAGAUUGCCGAAUCGUUCCGAUUGGCUCGAAGACGUCCUAGCGGUGACAGGCAGUUGUCAAUAUUUAAGGUUUCUUUUUAAUAAUUAUGGUACCCUCUCCAUGUUUAAGACAAAAAUGAUAUUAACACGACUGAAGAACGAAGACAAAUCAGCUGGACCUUCAUUCGCUGAACCAAACACAAGUAUGUUAUUAACCACUGGUAAUGAGAUGUCGUAAAAUGUCGACGACUUCGGAUUUGCAAAUAAUGGAGAUCGAAGGAUAAAUGAUUUUAAUUUGUGGUUCGAAUGUAAAGGAAAGCUUCAAUGGAUUUACCUCCGGACAAGGCAAAACUUUUGAAGCAGUACGACAACGAGAAGAAAUGGGACAUCAUUUGUGACCAAGAAAGGGUACAAGCGAAAGAUCCGCCGUCGCAUUAUUUAGCAAAAUUACGCACCUAUCUGGAUCCAAAAGCAUCACGAAGCCAUCGAACGUAUCGUUUUUUCACGUUCUUCCAGAAGAGAAAAAUGGUUGGAGAAUCAACAUCGACGCAAGUCCUGCGAGAUCUGGAGAUCUCCUUGCGCACAAAUCAUAUCGAGUGGGUAAGGGAGUUUUUGGACGAAGAAAAUCAAGGCCUGGAUGCCCUCAUAGACUACCUCAGCUUCAGGUUACAAAUGAUGAGACACGAACAACGCCUUUUAGAAUCGCACGCCAAUUCCGAGGAAAAAUUACAAACCGCUGGUUCCGGUGACACCUCACCCUUAAAUAAUGGCUGCCUGAGGCCCCCGAUACACGAACUCAAGGAUAGUCCUGGCGUUAAAAGGAGAUCUCGGCACGUGGCGCGUCUCAACAUGGGCGAAGCGAAGGAUGACAUUCACGUUUGCAUAUUGUGCAUGCGUGCCAUCAUGAAUAACAAGUACGGCUUCAACAUGGUCAUACAACACCGGGAAGCAAUCAACUGCAUCGCUCUAAGUUUGAUGCACAAAAGUUUAAGAACGAAAGCUCUAGUGCUGGAACUGCUAGCUGCUAUCUGUCUGGUGAAGGGUGGACACGAGAUUAUUCUGUCCGCGUUCGAUAACUUCAAAGAAGUCUGCUCGGAAAGGCGAAGAUUCACAACGCUGAUGGAGUACUUCACCGAAUACGAUAGCUUUCACAUAGAGUUUAUGGUCGCUUGUAUGCAGUUCGUGAACAUUGUUGUUCACUCGGUGGAAGACAUGAAUUUUAGGGUGCAUCUGCAGUACGAGUUUACCAAGCUGGGUUUGGAUAAAUAUCUCGAGAGACUUAGGCAUACGGAGAGCGAAGACCUGCAGGUGCAAAUAUCUGCGUAUCUGGAUAACGUAUUCGAUGUAGCUGCUUUGAUGGAAGACAGCGAAACCAAGACUGCCGCGUUAGAAAAAGUAGCCGAAUUAGAAGAUGAACUUGGUCACGCACACGAUAGAAUGGCGGAGUUAGAAAGGGAAUCGUUGGCUAAAUUGGCCGAACUAGAGACUGAACUUGGCGCGUUGAAAGUUGAAUACGCGGAUGCUGUGGAAGCUCGUCGACUUGCUGAAGAGGAGCUGACAGCCCUGAAGAGGCAAAAGCAGGAUUCUGCACGACGGCAAAGCGUCCUAGAGAACAAAAUUAUUGAGCUGGAGACCCUUACUGGCACUCUCACUAAAGGUUCUACAGCCAAUGUUCGAAAUGGAUCAGCAACCAGUCCUCUUAGCAGUUCGGAGAACGUGACGUCUUCAACGCUAAAUUCGACUCCAUCACCGACAUCAGCACAACCACCUCCACCUGCUCCUGCACCACCUCCACCACCUCCACCACCAUGUCCACCUCUACCUCCAAUGGCGCCUCUUUCACCAGGAGAUCAAAAAUUGCCACCGCCUGCGCCUAUACCUCCGCCACCUGCUGGCAUGAUGCAGGCACCAGAUGGCGCAAUGACUAUUAAACGAAAGGUUCAAACGAAGUACAAACUUCCUACAUUAAAUUGGAUCGCGUUGAAGCCUAAUCAAGUACGAGGGACGAUUUUCAACGAGCUAGAUGACGACAGACUGCACAAUUACAUAGACUUCUCAGAUUUUGAGGAACGAUUUAAGAUCGGAAUGGGCGGGCACGUUGCUAACGGCACCAACGAAAUCGAUGGUCUUCAAAGUUUCCCUAGCAAGAGAUUCAAGAAACCAGAAAACGUGUCUCUUCUGGAACAUACCAGAUUAAGAAAUAUUGCCAUAUCGAGGAGGAAAAUGGAAAUGCCUGUAGAGAAAGUUAUUAUGGCCGUGAAUGCGCUUGAUUUGAAGAUACUUUCGCUGGAAAAUGUGGAGCUGUUGCAGCGUAUGGUACCUACGGAUCAAGAGAUCAAAGCAUACCGAGAGUACAUCAUCGAAAAGAAAAAUGUGAACCUUCUAACAGAAGAAGACAAGUUCUUGAUGCAGCUCGGUAAAGUAGAGCGGAUAUCGACCAAGUUGUCCAUCAUGAACUACAUCGGAAACUUUUUCGAUAAUCUACACCUGAUCACUCCGCAAAUACACGCUGUAAUAUCUGCAUCGAGUACAGUCAAAAGCUCCAAAAAGCUUAGGGCGGUAUUGGAGAUCAUUCUUGCGUUCGGAAAUUACUUGAACAGCAGCAAACGAGGCCCUGCUUAUGGAUUCAAACUUCAGAGUUUAGACACGUUGCUCGAUACGAAAUCAACCGAUAAGAGAAUGUGCCUUUUACAUUACAUUGUGGCAACGAUACGCGUCAAGUUUCCGGAAUUGAUCAACUUCGAGUCGGAGCUUAUGUAUAUCGACAAAGCAGCAACAGUUUCGUUAGAAAAUAUAACGACGGAUGUUCACGAGUUGGAGAAGGGUAUGGAUCUCGUGAGGAAAGAGUUUGAACUUCGGGGCAAAGAAAAACAUAACACGGUACUGCGAGAUUUCUUGAAUAACUCCGAAGAAAAGUUACGCCGUCUAAAAUCUGAUGCUCGAGCUGCUGGCGAUGCAUUCCGAGAAUGCGUUGAAUUUUUUGGAGAAAGUCCCAGACAAGCCGAUGCUAACACGUUCUUCUCUCUUCUCGUUAGAUUCGCAAGGGCAUUUAAGGCUGCGGAUCAAGAAAAUGAACAGCGACGUAGAUUAGAAGCUGCUGCCGCGGAAGCUUUGAACGCUUCAGAAGACGUGAUUAAACGAAAUAAAUUAAAUCAAAAGAAGCAGCAGGAUGCUGUGAUAAAUGAGUUAAAAAACAAAACAAGACUGGUUCAGGAGAAGAAGCUCUUGCAACAGGAUGAGGUUUACAACGGUGCACUUGAAGACAUUCUUCUUGGGCUAAGGUCAGAACCAUAUCGAAGAGCAGAUGCAGUUAGACGUAGUCAACGUAGACGCAUUGAUAAUCACAGACUUUCUCGCACUGCCGAAGAACUAGAACUAUAAAUCUUCAGAUUUGCACAAUCGUUCAAUAUUAUUUGUUAGGUUAGAUUACCAACGUUAUGAUUCUACGGGGAUUGCCUUAAAAGCUGUAUACCAUUUCGUAAUAAAAGUGCUUAUAGUUUUCAAUACAAGUUGCAAAGAAAAAAGAAAACGAAUGAGAUGUACGUGGAAUGAACCUAAAAAUUGAAUUUUCUUUUUUUUUUAUUGACUAAACAACGUUGAUAUUUAUUACUGGAAUCUCAUGACAAUUUGAAAAGGUUACGUAGUUGAGUUUUUGUUAAAUUAAAAAAAGGUGAAGGAAGGUAUUUUGUACGACACCAUUGAAAACAAUGGCAACGAGAUGGACGCAUGAUGGGCGAAUUGUAGAUAUGACAAUUGUAAAAAUUUAUACGAUCGAUUUUUUGAAUUUAAUACUAGUGUCACUGACACGUGAGUCACUUAUACGGUGCUAUAAAUUCAUUCACAGCCAAAACAGCAUAAAUUUAAAGUGACAUUUUGAAUGGAUGGUAAUUGACUUUAACCGAAAUUUUGUUACUUGUUCAGUCCGUUUUUUUUCUGUUGUACAAUGCUGAUAAACAUACUCGCAGAAAACAGAUGUAGAAAUGUGUAUUUAGAAGAAUUUGUAGGACUAUUUUUGCAUUGUUUUCCAUUAUUAAUAUCUUUAAGUGAUUAUAUCUGGAAAUUGUUUCCAUUUAAUUAUUGUUGAUUGUUAUAUGCGUUUGAAAUAUUUAUCAUUUUCAAAUUUAAUUGAUAUCUGUUGAUCGUUUGUUUGAGAGUUUCUAAGAAAAAGGAGAGAACGAAGAACGAAAUAUGUAGUUUAAAUAACGAUAAGUAACGAUAAAGCACAUUUAUAUUUGAAGCGGAAUUCAAAGUGUACUUUUGGAUAUUUGUAAAUUUAUAGCUUUUUACGCGCUGCAGUUUUUUAUCGAAUCGUAACAUUCCAUGGAUACACAAAUCCAAACUCUUUAUACAAUUUUCUAAAUGGCAGAGUAACUGAUAUUGUGUCGAUAGCUACAGCAACAAAACGCACAAAUCUUAACAAAAUAUGAAAGUUCCAAAUGCAAAAUGCUGCAACAUUUUUAUAAAGUCUGAAAAAGUCAAUUCUUCUCAUACAAAAUAUGAUUAAGCAACUAAUACAAACAACGGUAGGUUUAUAUUUGAAGCGAACUUUCUUAAAGAAUCUUAUUUUGAUACAAGUAAUAUAUAAAGAUAGCACAACUUAUUACAUUCCGUCAAAACCUCAAGAUACGCUCAAUAUAACAAUAAAUGGUAGCAUUUAGUACAAUCGUUUCUGCUAUAACACAUAUAAUUGAAAUAUGUCAGGUUGCAUUUGAUACGAAAAUAUUUACAUACAAUAGAGUUUCGUUAUGUGGCACUAGAUGAAUUUGCGGGAGUGGAAAAUAUUUAAUGAAACCAUAUAAAUGAAUAUUAUAAUUUUUUUAAUUUUUCACUGUUGAGAUUUCUAAAACUCUCAGUAUAAAAAUAAAAAAAUUUUUAAAUUUAAGAAGCUUUGAUCUUCACAAUAUAAAAGUGGUUUCUAGAUUUUUCAGUCUACAAAUUUAUAGAUUCAUGAUUUUUGAAUUUCAAAAUUUUCGAAUUAGCUUAUUUGAAAAUUUUAAAAUCAUGGAUAAAGAAAAACUCCCUUCACAGGCUAUAAAAAGAAGUGCCAUGUAGGAAAACUACAUUGUAUGUUUAAUAAAAAUAAGAUAGAAAUACCUCUAUUUCAUCCAUUAAAAAAAGAAGAAUAAUAAUUAAAUUAUAGUUACAAGAAAGAAAAUAAUCGAAAUUCUAAUUAUGUAGAAUCAAAAUUAAGUUAAAUGUUUAGUUACAAAUUUAUAAAUCUCAUAAUGUGAAUCAAUGAAGUUAAUUUGCUUAAAUUUUAUUGAGUAUGGAUUGUUCUAGGUUAUAUGAUAUCGAUUUUGAAACAAUUUGAUACAAUUUGAUAAUAAAAAAUUAAAUUGGUUAGUUAACUGUCACACUGUCAUUACAUACAGUAAAUAUUAAUUAAUAAUUUAUGUAGCAAUUUUCUUCAAACUUUAAGCUCUAAAUUAAUAUGCUGUAGGUACCAUUUUAUGUUACUUCAUGUCACCAAAUUAUAUCAAAUUUAAUAUAUUUUGAUAUCGUUAAUUUGAUAUUGUAUAACCUGUUACAUUAAAUUAUUUCAGGCAAAUUAAACGAAAUCACUUAAAAGAAUGCUAGAAUAAAAUAUGAAAUUCGUAGUUUAAAGUCGCAAAUGUACGCUAUAAUAAAAUUUUGAGAUCACAUUUAUAAAAGUCACAAGACAAUACGAAUCAUAUGUCAAAAUUAUACGUUAUAAUCGCGACGGCUGUAAUAGCGGUCUUUCAUAUUAUUCAUCGCCAUGUAAAACGAAAAAAUAAUAGACUUAGAAAGGACUAAUAAACGGCUCAUUCUUCAAAGCGAUUUCAGACAUAUAUUUGUAGUAGAGUUCGGAAAAAGUUGCGCAUACAUUUUCUACACGCCUUUUCCUGGGUGAUUACAUAUCCAGAGCUUUUUGGAAGAAUAAUACGACAAAAUUAUAUUUUCAAUUUUGUAUGUUUUUGAUAUUAUAUACAUAUUACCGAUGAAAAGAAAGGAUGUAAAUAUUAUUGUAAUGUACAAAGUAUACUAGUAGUUAUGAAAAAGAUGUAAUUACUAAUCGUAAACGAAUUUCCAGUGUGAUGUUUAGAUAAGUAUAACAUCUAUGUGUUAUAAAUAUCGCUAAGUAUUUAGUAAUUAUUCGUUGCUAAAUUGAGAAAGGGAAUAGUUUCAAACGAUUGCAGAAAAGAAGGAAACGUAUCUUAUGUAAAAUGUAAAUACUGUGCAUUUUAUUAAAUAAGUUAUGCGAAAUA